AUGGCUACAUCAGGUGAGAAAGUGGAGGCUUGCACUGUGAUGCAGUUCCUGCAUUUGCAAGGGAAGUCUGCCAAGGAAAUCCACGACCAGAUGAUUGCUAUGUAUCAGGAAGGUGUACCAUCAUAUGACACAGUGAUCAGAUGGAAGAGGCACUUUCAUUGUGGACAGACAAACCUCGAAGAUGAACCCCAGAGUGGAAGACCAUCUCUUGCUGAGGAACUGGGGAUUGUGGCACAGGUGGAAGCUUUGAUCCUAUCUGAUAGGUGCAUAACUAUUGAAGCUAUUAUUCGUGAGGUCCACAUUUUCAACAUCAUCCAUGACGAGUUGCACAUGACAAAGGUUGCUGCGUGUUGGUUGCCAUGA
Messenger RNA from Cryptotermes secundus, 363 nucleotides. RefSeq lists its product as uncharacterized. The record is from RefSeq and is a predicted model, not a curated record. The coding region runs from base 1 to 363 and encodes 120 amino acids. The transcript has a single exon. Lineage: Eukaryota; Metazoa; Arthropoda; Insecta; Blattodea; Kalotermitidae.